Molecule: messenger RNA, 1236 nt
Organism: Nematocida minor
Lineage: Eukaryota; Fungi; Microsporidia
Exons: 1
Coding region: 1-1236 (411 amino acids)
Source: RefSeq, a predicted model, not a curated record
AUGGGUAAAACAUACAGAAAAUAUAAAUCAGCAAGCAGAAGCAAUGAAAAAAUAAGAGAAACAAAGAAUCCUAUGGCAAAGCCAAUGCACAUAAUAAAAGUGCCAUCUUCGCCAUCUUCAACAAGCUUCAGCGCCCCCAGGGACAGAAGUAUGUCGCACGUUCGAAUGAACAGCGAGCCAGCACACGCAGAAAAAACAAGACCCAUUGAAGAAAUAACGCUGAACAACGUGCAAUCAGACGCAGAGCUAAAGCUGGCCCUGCAGACGAUAAACAGAACAGCACAGAAGAUAGAACACUCAGAGCUAACCGAGAAAAAGCACCGCACAUGGAAACCGUCCGAUGACUACAGGCUGAAGAUAGAUCCAACAAAACAGAAUGUUGUGAUCGAAGAUCUUUCCAGGGGAAAUAAAGGUGGAAAAAGUCGGGAAGUCGAGGAAAGACUGCAGUCUACACAUGCCAGCGACUGGGAAGACUUCCCCACUGAAGGAAUGCCAGUUCUGAAAGAAGGAAUCGAAAAAAUGAGCAUAAAAAAGAAGAAUGUCUCAUUUAACGAGCCAGCAGGGAAGAGAAACAAGAGCAUGUAUCUGAAAUCAAAGGCAAAGCACCACUCUGCGCACGAGCUCCUCACCACUCCAGCCCAUCUGAAGCCGCAUGCACGAAAGACAUCCGCACAGACAGUUGGCAGAGCACAGCCAAUGAAGAAAAGUGUGGGAGAGCACGGAAGUAUGCCAAGCACUUCAGGAGUAAAAUCCGCAGGAAAAGUGGCACACAAAAACGAGCACAAAGUGCAGACAAAGGAUAAGCCAGCAUACUCAAGCGAGGGAAUAGUGGGGUACAGCAAGGUAGACCCAAAGACACACUCCAGGGCUACAUACUUCAGCAUCCAACAGUCAGAUCUGUUCACUCCCCUAAAAAACAAGGGGCCAAUUAAGAAGGCAAAGGCAAAGGACCUCCCCGCCACAGGAGAAGCAGCCAUAGGGCAGGCCAACAGGGAAAGAACAAGUAUGCUCGCACAGACAACAAGAAUAAUAGAAAGUGAGAACGGAAUCUGCAGGGUCCAGAGAACCCAGCACGAAGAAGUGGUUAACAAAGUGUUCAAGUCAAAGAGACAAUCUACAAAAGAUCCGUUCUUGAAGAGAGUCCACCACUCGGUGAACAACAGGAGGGCAAUGAACGAGAGGGCAAAGGAGUCAAAGCGCCCAUCAACCUACAAGCCGCAGCCAGAGGAAGAGUAA